Paramecium pentaurelia is the source of this 4654-nucleotide messenger RNA. NCBI's taxonomy places the organism in Eukaryota, Ciliophora, Oligohymenophorea, Peniculida, Parameciidae. The record is from the annotation of a GenBank genome assembly.
AUGUCUGAAAGAGUUAAAGUAGCAGUUCGACUUCGUCCUUUAAUUGAAGAGGAAUUAAUUUGUAAAGACAAAUCCAUUUGUGUUGAAACUAUUGAUCCAAAUAAAAAACUAAUCAUCAGUACAUAUUUCCAAAUAUAAUUAGUUAAAAAGGAUUUUGAGAAAAGGUAAUUUCAAUUUGACUCUGUAUUUGAUUCAAAAGCAACAUAAAAUUAAGUUUAUAAUGAUAUUGCAAGAGGAGUUGUUGGAGUAAACUUAUAAUCUAUAAUAAAUUUAGAGUGUAAUCAAAGGCUUUAAUGGUACUAUAUUUUGUUAUGGUUAAACUGGAACAGGUAAAACAUAUACAAUGAUGGGUAAACUUGAUUCUGAUGAGAAGGGAAUCACUCCUCGUACUUUUGAAUAAAUAUUUAAUGAAAUAUAAGCUGACACUAAUAACAUAUAUACUGUGUAAUUGGGUUAUUUAUAAAUAUAUAUGGAGAUGGUAUUGUUUAGAUAAUAAAUUUAGUUACUUGAUUUAAUAAGACCUGAUAAUUAAGAUGUGAAAAUAAGAGAAUGUCCAGAUAAUGGUGUAUUUGUAUCAGGAUUAGAAUGGAUGGAAGUUGAAUCACCUUAAGAAUGUCUAAGUAUUAUGAAUUUUGCAGAAAAAAAUAAAGUAGUUGCAUUCACUAAUUUAAAUGCUCAUUCAUCUAGAUCUCAUUCUAUGCUUGUAAUCAAAAUAGAGAAGAAAUAAUCUAAAUAACAUUCAAGAUCUAUGACCAUUUCAAAAAAACCAAGUUCCAAAUUAUAAAACUAUUCUUAAGAUAUGAUAACAGAAACUGAUGAAAGUAUAUUAUCAUCAGGUAAUUGUGUUGGAACAUUAUAUCUUGUUGAUUUAGCAGGAAGUGAAAGAAUCAAAAAAUCAAGAGCUACAGGAGAUCGUCUUAGUGAAGCUAGAUCUAUCAAUUAUUCACUUACAGCUUUAGGAAAAUGUAUUCAUGCUUUGACUGGUCCAAAAUCUACAUUUGUUCCAUUUAGAGAUUCUAAAUUAACUAGAAUUCUAUAAGAUGCUCUUGGUGGUAAUUGUAAAACUGCAUUAAUUGUGAAUAUUGGUCCUGCUGGUAGACAUGUUGAAGAAACUCUAUCUAGUCUUACUUUUGGAAUGAGAGCUAUGAAAGUUACAAAUACUCCAUAAAUUAAUUAAAAUGUUGAUUAUGAAGUAAGAAUUAAUACAUAUUCUUUUUAUAGUAAUUAAGUUUAUAACUAAAAAUGGAAAUAGAAAUGAAAGAUGAGAUCAUAUAAAAAUUGGAAUAAUAAUAAAUCAAAUAUCUCUAAUAAGUAAGAAUGGAAUCUAGUAACAGUAAUCUUAGUAGUUCAGAUCAUCAAUAUAAAGUUAAAUUAGAAAAAGCUGAAGAAGAACAUAAAGCAUUUUUGGAAGAAAUAGACAAUAUGAUGGUAGAAUAAGAAUAAGAAAAUGAAGAACUUAAAAAACAAUUAGGUUAAGUUAUGUAAGAAUUGGAAGAUUACAAAAAUAGAGAACAAUCUUUAGAAUAAGAUAUAGAGGAGUUUAAGAAUGUUUAGUAGUAAUUAGAGAAUGAAUUAGAGGAANAUGGUAUUGUUUAGAUAAUAAAUUUAGUUACUUGAUUUAAUAAGACCUGAUAAUUAAGAUGUGAAAAUAAGAGAAUGUCCAGAUAAUGGUGUAUUUGUAUCAGGAUUAGAAUGGAUGGAAGUUGAAUCACCUUAAGAAUGUCUAAGUAUUAUGAAUUUUGCAGAAAAAAAUAAAGUAGUUGCAUUCACUAAUUUAAAUGCUCAUUCAUCUAGAUCUCAUUCUAUGCUUGUAAUCAAAAUAGAGAAGAAAUAAUCUAAAUAACAUUCAAGAUCUAUGACCAUUUCAAAAAAACCAAGUUCCAAAUUAUAAAACUAUUCUUAAGAUAUGAUAACAGAAACUGAUGAAAGUAUAUUAUCAUCAGGUAAUUGUGUUGGAACAUUAUAUCUUGUUGAUUUAGCAGGAAGUGAAAGAAUCAAAAAAUCAAGAGCUACAGGAGAUCGUCUUAGUGAAGCUAGAUCUAUCAAUUAUUCACUUACAGCUUUAGGAAAAUGUAUUCAUGCUUUGACUGGUCCAAAAUCUACAUUUGUUCCAUUUAGAGAUUCUAAAUUAACUAGAAUUCUAUAAGAUGCUCUUGGUGGUAAUUGUAAAACUGCAUUAAUUGUGAAUAUUGGUCCUGCUGGUAGACAUGUUGAAGAAACUCUAUCUAGUCUUACUUUUGGAAUGAGAGCUAUGAAAGUUACAAAUACUCCAUAAAUUAAUUAAAAUGUUGAUUAUGAAGUAAGAAUUAAUAUAUAUUCUUUUUAUAGUAAUUAAGUUUAUAACUUAAAAUGGAAAUUGAAAUGAAAGAUGAAAUCAUUAAAAAAUUGGAAUAAUAAUAAGUCAAGUUGCUUUAAUAGGUUAGAAUGGAACCCAGUAAUAGUAAUCUUAGUAGUUCAGAACAUCAAUAUAAAGCUAAAUUAGAAAAAGCUGAAGAAGAACAUAAAGCAUUUCUGGAAGAAAUUGAUAAUAUGAUGGUAGAAUAAGAAUAAGAAAAUGAAGAAUUAAAAAAACAAUUGGCUCAUGUCAUGUUAGAAUUAGAAGAUUCUAAAAAUAGGGAACAAAGUUUAGAAUAAGAAAUAGAAGAGUUUAAAAAUGUACAAUAGUAAUUAGAGAAUGAAUUAGAAGAAGCUUUAACAAAUGUAAUAAAUUUAUAUUAAUAAAAAUAGAAAAAUGAAUUGUCUGAUACUAUUAAUCAAUUACAAUAGAAAUUAGAAAUGAAGGAUAAAGAAAUUUAAGAAUUAAAGUAAUCUACUGUUUUAUCGACUAAAAAUAAUGAUAUUAUUAAAAUAUCAAAAGAAAAAUAAAAUUAAAUGUGGAGAUCUGAAUUAUAAUAGAUAACUUCAUAAUAUGCAAAUAAAUUAGAAGAAGUAAAAAGGUUAGAGUUUUAAUAAUAAGAAAAAGAAAAUAAUAAUAUAUUAGAGUAUAGAUAAAGAAAUGAAGAACUUAUUUUAUAAGUUAAAUAAUAUAAAUAUGAAUUAUCUUAAUGGAAAGAAUAAGAAUAAUAAUUAAUAUUAAGUAAUUAACAACUUGAUGAAUGUAUACAAGAAUAAAAAGUAGUAUUCUAAUAAGAGUAAUCUAAACUAUAAAUUUAAAUUAAAGAUCUAGAAACAGUCAAUAAUGAAAUUACUAAAAGGCUUGAAUAAUAUGAAAUUAAAUUAAAAAAAUAAAAGGAGCAUUAAGAAUAGAAUGAAUUUGUAUAUCAAUAAGAAUUAGAAAUGAAAAAUGAACAUCUUAAUAAAGUAUAAAUAGAAUAUCAAGAAAUUUAAAAAUAAAUUAAUUUGAUUAAGGAUUAAUAUUCUACUAUAUAGACUAUUAAUUAGUAAAAACUUAAGUAAUUGAAUCAUGAAAAUUAAAUGCUUAUAAAUAAAAAUGCUGAUUAUUAAUUAUAAGUCUAAUAAUUAAUUGAAAAACAUAAUGAACUUUUAGUAUAAAUAUAAUAAGGGAAAAAUUCACAAUAUAAUAAUUACAAUUAAUAUUUAAAUAAUUCUAAAUAUGAAUACUAAACAAAUUAAUCAUAUGUAAAUGAACAAAAUUUUGAUAUUGAAUUGAAAAAAUCAAUUACAGUUUCUGGUGUUAAUGAAGGUUAAAUAGUUUUUGAAAUGUAAUUUAGAAUUCAAUAAUUAGAAGAUUAUAUUGAUUAAUUAUAAUCUUAAUUAAAAUAAAAAGAAAAUAUUAUUGAUGAACUUCUAUUAAAAGGUUCUCAAUCAUAAAAAGAGGCAGAUAAACUUAAAUUAUAAUUGGAAUCAUUCUCUAAAAGAUCUUAAUAAUCAUUAUAAAGAAUGGAAGAAACAAUGUGUUAAGAAGUUGUAAGAAGUGUCUUAGAAAAGAUGAUAUUUUAAGUAGAAUUGAAUUCUUUUGAAUCAGAUGAUAUUAGUAGUCGUGCUCCAGAUAGUGAUCUGAAAUUAUAAAUGAAAUCAUUUUCUAAAUAAGAUAAUGCUUAAUUAGUUGAAAGUUUAUUUAUAAAUUCUAGACGAAGUUAACAUAAUGCAAUUGUUGAAUGUGAUGAAGAAGAAGAUAAUUCAUCAGAAAUUGAUUAUUAAUUACCAAAAUUUAGUUAAUCUGGCAAAAAGAUAUAAUAAAAAUUAAGAAUGUCAAAAAGUAGAUAAGAUUCAGUAUUCUCAUUUAGUGAAAAAUAAUAAAAAAAAGAAUCUGUAUCUCUUUAUGAUGAUUUAAGUGAAAUUAAUUAAUAAUUUGAUGCAUAAAGUCCAAGAUCAUAAUUAGAUGAGAUACAAUUUUAAAUUGAUUUUAAUGAUGCAAAUGCAGUAGAUAAAUUUAUGUCAUAAAUCAAAAAAAAAUAAGUGUCUCUACUUCAAAAUAAUGAUUUAUCUGUAGGUUCAAUAUAAUAGGCACAUAGUCCAUAAUAUAUAGAAAGUUUAAGUGAAAAGAAAUUAAAAUCAAAUUCGAAGUAAAUAUUAUAUUGAUAAUAGAAUUGCAAAUGAUGAAUUAUAAGAAGUUAUUAAAGUGAUGGCAUAAAUGUUAGUUGAAAAAAGUAAGACUGAAUAUACAGUAACUAGUAAUACAAUGGAAACUUUAAGAGCUUCAUUAUUAGAUUUUAAUAAUUUAUGCAAUACUUUAACAACCUAUUUUUUGUGA